UGUUCCUUCCUUCAAACCCUAGAAUCGUAACUCAGCGAUUCGUUCUCUCUUCUUCCUUAUCUCUCGAUCUGCGGAUUAUAGAGCGAUUUCAGAAUGUCGGGAAAGGGAGAAGGUCCUGCUAUCGGGAUCGAUCUUGGUACCACGUACUCGUGCGUGGGCGUUUGGCAGCACGAUCGGGUCGAGAUCAUCGCCAACGAUCAGGGUAACCGUACAACCCCUUCCUAUGUCGCCUUCACCGACACCGAGCGUCUCAUCGGCGAUGCUGCCAAGAACCAGGUCGCCAUGAACCCUAUCAACACCGUCUUCGAUGCAAAGCGAUUGAUUGGAAGGAGAUUCAGUGAUGCCUCUGUCCAGAGUGACAUUAAGCACUGGCCCUUCAAGGUCAUUCCUGGACCUGGUGACAAGCCCAUGAUCGUCGUCCAAUACAAGGGUGAGGAUAAGCAGUUUGCUGCUGAGGAGAUCUCCUCCAUGGUCCUUAUAAAGAUGCGUGAGAUUGCAGAGGCCUAUCUUGGUUCCACCAUCAAGAAUGCUGUUGUCACUGUCCCUGCUUACUUCAAUGACUCACAACGUCAGGCCACCAAGGAUGCUGGUGUCAUUGCAGGCCUCAAUGUCAUGCGUAUCAUCAAUGAGCCCACUGCUGCUGCCAUUGCCUACGGUCUUGACAAGAAAGCCACCAGUUCCGGUGAGAAGAAUGUCCUCAUCUUUGACCUUGGUGGUGGCACCUUUGAUGUCUCCCUCCUCACCAUUGAAGAGGGUAUUUUUGAAGUCAAGGCCACAGCUGGGGACACCCAUCUUGGUGGUGAGGACUUUGAUAAUCGAAUGGUGAACCACUUUGUUCAGGAAUUCAAGAGGAAGAACAAGAAGGACAUCAGUGGCAACCCUAGGGCCCUUAGGAGGCUGAGGACAUCGUGUGAAAGGGCGAAGCGGACCCUCUCAUCCACUGCACAGACCACAAUUGAGAUUGACUCCUUGUAUGAGGGCAUCGACUUCUACUCAACUAUCACCCGUGCUCGUUUUGAGGAGCUCAACAUGGAUCUUUUCAGGAAGUGCAUGGAGCCUGUUGAGAAGUGCCUGAGGGAUGCCAAGAUGGACAAGAGCUCCAUCCAUGAUGUUGUCCUUGUUGGUGGGUCCACCCGUAUCCCCAAGGUCCAACAGUUGCUGCAGGACUUCUUCAAUGGCAAGGAGCUCUGCAAGAGCAUCAAUCCAGAUGAGGCCGUUGCCUAUGGUGCUGCCGUCCAGGCUGCCAUCUUGAGCGGUGAGGGCAACGAGAAGGUGCAGGACCUACUGCUCUUGGAUGUCACCCCUCUCUCUCUUGGGCUGGAGACGGCUGGUGGGGUCAUGACAGUCUUGAUUCCAAGGAACACCACCAUCCCCACCAAGAAGGAGCAGGUCUUCUCUACAUACUCCGACAAUCAGCCUGGUGUCUUGAUCCAGGUCUAUGAGGGUGAGAGAACAAGGACCAGAGACAACAAUCUGCUGGGCAAGUUUGAGCUCUCAGGAAUCCCGCCUGCUCCCAGAGGUGUGCCCCAGAUCACUGUCUGCUUUGACAUUGAUGCCAACGGCAUCCUGAAUGUCUCAGCCGAGGACAAGACCACGGGACAGAAGAACAAGAUCACGAUCACCAAUGACAAGGGCAGGCUGAGCAAGGAGGAGAUUGAGAAGAUGGUCCAGGAGGCUGAAAAAUACAAGUCAGAGGACGAGGAGCACAAGAAGAAGGUUGAGUCUAAGAAUGCUCUUGAGAACUAUGCUUACGACAUGAGGAACACCAUUAAGGAUGAGAAGAUUGGGUCGAAGCUGGACCCAGCUGACAAGAAGAAGAUUGAGGAUGCGAUUGAGUCGGCGAUCCAGUGGCUGGACAGCAACCAGCUGGCCGAGGCCGACGAGUUUGAUGAUAAGAUGAAGGAGCUCGAGAGCAUCUGCAACCCCAUCAUUGCAAAGAUGUACCAAGGUGCUGGUGGUGAAGCUGGCGCUGGCAUGGAUGAUGAUGGUCCGUCGGUUGGUGGCAGUGGGGCUGGGCCCAAGAUUGAGGAGGUGGACUAAGGUGCGAUCCAUCACUAGUAUGUUUUUGUUUCUGCUUCUAAAACGUUGGGAUAAUCUAGACUUGUUUUGAUUUUGAUUCCGUCAUUUUGGCCCCGCUAUUAUAGGCAUGAAGGCCAUUCAUGGGGUUUUUGUUUUUUGUUUCUGUAUUUUUUUUUUUUUUUUGGGGGGGGUGGGGGGGCGCUAAUAUACUCUAUUUCUUUCUGGUAAGAAUUAAGGAUCUUUUAGGCUCUGGUUAGGUUUGCUUGUGAUUGGUUUUGGUCAAUGAUA
Magnolia sinica is the source of this 2307-nucleotide messenger RNA. Its product is annotated as heat shock cognate 70 kDa protein 2-like. The transcript has 2 exons. The record is from RefSeq and is a predicted model, not a curated record. NCBI's taxonomy places the organism in Eukaryota, Viridiplantae, Streptophyta, Magnoliopsida, Magnoliales, Magnoliaceae. Gene Ontology annotation, molecular function: ATP hydrolysis activity; heat shock protein binding; ATP binding. Bases 94 to 2040 code for a protein of 648 amino acids. Gene Ontology annotation, cellular component: cytoplasm. Gene Ontology annotation, biological process: protein refolding; cellular response to unfolded protein.